Messenger RNA from Triticum urartu, 1740 nucleotides. Lineage: Eukaryota; Viridiplantae; Streptophyta; Magnoliopsida; Poales; Poaceae. The record is from RefSeq and is a predicted model, not a curated record.
AUGGCGGGCGCGACGACGAUGGAUGGCACCACCGACCUCUCCGGCGAGCCGGCGGUGAGGGGCAAGACGGGGGGCUGGAGGGCGUGCCCCUUCAUCCUGGCCAACGAGUGCUGCGAGCGCCUCGCCUACUACGGCAUGAGCUCCAAUCUGGUCAACUACAUGAUCGACCGCCUCCACCAGGGCAACGCCGCCGCCGCCACCAACGUCAACAACUGGUCCGGCACCUGCUACGUCAUGCCCCUCCUCGGCGCCUUCAUCGCCGACGCCUACCUCGGCCGCUUCCGCACCAUCGCCGCCUUCAUGUCCCUCUACAUCGCCGGCCUCGCCCUCCUCACCCUCACCGCCACCGUGCCCGGCCUCAGGCCGCCCGACUGCGCCGGCUGCAAGCCCGCCGCCGCCCAGACCGCCGCCUUCUUCACCGCGCUCUACCUCAUCGCCGUCGGCACCGGCGGCAUCAAGCCCUGCGUCUCCUCCUUCGGCGCCGACCAGUUCGACGACGCCGACCCGCGCGAGAUGCGCAGCAAGAGCUCCUUCUUCAACUGGUUCUACAUGUCCAUCAACGUCGGCGCCCUCGUCGCCUCCUCGGUGCUCGUCUGGGUCCAGAUGAACGUCGGAUGGGGCUGGGGAUUCGGCAUCCCCGCCGCCGCCAUGGCCGUCGCCGUCGUCAGCUUCCUCAUGGGCAGCAGGCUCUACAGGUACCAGAAGCCCGGGGGCAGCCCGCUCACCAGGAUGCUGCAGGUCGUGGUCGCCGCCUGCAGGAAGUCGCAUGUCCCCCUCCCCGCCGACGCCUCCCUGCUGCACGAAGUCGCCUCGCCCGACGGCAAGGCCGCCAUCGAGGGCAGCAGGAGGCUGGAGCACACGGAUCAGCUGAGGUGCCUGGACAAAGCCGCCGUGGUGACGACGCCCGGCGGCGCUGAAGAAGAAAACCCGUGGAGGCUGUGCACGGUGACGCAGGUGGAGGAGCUCAAGAGCAUGGUGCGGCUGCUGCCGGUGUGGGCGAGCGGCAUCGUCAUGUCGGCGGUGUACAGCCAGAUGAGCACCAUGUUCGUGCUCCAGGGCAACACCCUGGACCCGCGCAUGGGCGCCUCCUUCAAGAUCCCCGCCGCGUCGCUCUCCAUCUUCGACACCAUCGCCGUGAUCGUGUGGGCGCUCGCCUACGACCGGCUCAUCGUCCCCGCCGCACGCCGGAUCACGGGCCACCCGCGCGGCUUCACGCAGCUGCAGCGCAUGGGCAUCGGCCUGGUGAUAUCCAUCUUCUCCAUGGUGGCCGCCGGGGUGCUGGAGGUUGUCAGGCUCCACGUCGCCGCCACACACGGCAUGCUGGACUCCAAGGAGUACCUGCCCAUGUCCAUCUUCUGGCAGGUGCCGCAGUACUUCAUCGUGGGCGCGGCGGAGGUGUUCACGUUCGUGGGGCAGAUCGAGUUCUUCUACGACCAGUCGCCGGACGCCAUGAGGAGCAUGGGGUCGGCGCUGUCGCUCACGUCCAACGCGCUGGGCAACUACCUGAGCACGCUGCUGGUGGUGAUCGUGACGGCCAUCUCCACCAGGAACGGCGGCCUCGGGUGGAUCCCGGAUGACAACCUCAACCGGGGGCACCUCGACUACUUCUACUGGGUGCUGGCCGUGCUCAGCGCCCUCAACUUCCUCGUCUACCUCUGGAUUGCAAAGUGGUACAAGUACAAGGCCACAGCACCUCCUGCAGCAGCUUCAGUCGUUGCCAUCGGCGACGACACCAAUUAG